UCUGUGGAUAAUUGUUGUCAGCAUGGUUUUCCUUUAAACAAGUGUUCAUAUAAAGACAAGUCACCCAUCAUGAUUGGAUUCAAACAAGGUCAUACAGAAAUGAUACAAAUGUUGUUGGACAUGGGAGCAGAAUAUUAUAAACGUGACAGGACGGGUAGGUCACCAUUACUGAAGGCUUGUAAGCAUGGUCAUACAGAAAUACUUAAUAUGCUGUUACAAAAAGGUGCAGACUGUCGUGUAUGUGAUAAUAUGGGAGAGUCAACUUUAAUGGUUGCUUGCAAACAUGAGAAUACAGAAAUAGUAACGAUGUUGUUGGACAAAAAAGUAGACUGUAAUAAAUGUAACAAUUUUGGAGAGUCAUCGUUAAAAAUGGCUUGUGUACAUGGUAAUAUAGAAAUAGUAAAGAUGUUGUUAGACGAAGGACAGUUACCUGUAGUGGUUGCCCUUAUACAUCACCAUGCAAAUGUGGUAAAGAUUUUAUUAGAAAGAGGAGACAAUUUAUUUGAGCGUAGCUUCCUUUGUAAGUCAUAUGUACGAAAAGCUUGUGAAGAUGGCUUUGCAGACAUAGCAGAGAUCUUGCUAGACAGAGGAUCAGAUUGUAAUAAAUGUGAUGAGAAUGAUAAGUCGCUUUUAAUGAUGGCAUGUGAACAUGGUCAUAUAGAAAUAGUAAAGAUGUUGUUGGACAAAGGAGCAGACUGUAAUAAAUUAGAUUACAUGGGACAGUCCCCUGUAGGGAUUGCUCUAAGACAUCAUCAUACAAACGUGGUAACGAUUUUAUUAGACAGAGGAGACAAAUUAUUUGAACGGGGCUUCCGUGGUGAGUCACAUGUAGAAAAAGCAUUUGAACAUUGUUAUACAGACAUAGUAAAGAUCUUGCUAGACAGAGGAACAGAUUGUACUAAAUGUGACGAGAAUGGUGAGUCGCCUGUUAUGAAGGCUUUUAAACAUGGUCAUAUAGAAAUAGUAAAGAUGUUGCUAGACAAAGGGGUAGACUGUAAUAAAUGUGACGAGAAUGGUGAAUCGCCUAUUAUGAAGGCUUGUAAACAUGGUCAUAUAGAAAUAGUAAAGAUGUUGAUAGACAGUGGCACUGACUGCAAUAUAAGUAACCGGUAUGGGGAGUCACCUGUAAUGAUGGCUUGUAGACAAGGUCAUUCGGAAAUCGUGAAGAUGUUGUUAUACAAAGGAGCAGAUUAUAAUAAAUGUGACUGGUACGGUGAUUCACUUGUAAUGAAGUCUUGUGAACAUGGUCAGAAAGAAAUAUUACAGAUUUUAUUAGACAAAGGCGCAGAUUAUAGUAAACGUAAUAGGGAAGGUCAGUUACCAGUUAUGAAGGCAUGUGAACAUGGUCAGAUUGAAAUAUUAAAGAUGUUGUUCAACAGAGAAGCAAAUUAUAAUGAAUGUGACUGGUAUGGUAAGUCACUUGUAAUGAUUGCUUGUGGACAUCGUCAAAACCAAACAAUAAAUUUGCUGCUAAACAGAGGAGCAGACUAUAAUAAAUAAGACGGGUAUGGUAAGUCACCUUUAAUGCAGGCUUGCGAAAAUGGGUAUACAAAAAUAUUAAACAUGCUGUUAGACAGUGGAGCAGACUGUAAUACAAGUGAUUGGUACGGGGAGACACCUGUAAUGAAGGCUUGUAGGCAUGGUAAUACAGACAUAUUGAAGAUAUUGUUAGACAAAGGAGCAGAUUAUAAUAAAUGUAACAAGGAGGGACAGUCACCUGUAAUGAUGGCUUGUAAGCAUGGUCAUACAGAAAUGGCAAAGAUGUUUUUUAACGGUUAAGCAGACUGCAAUAUAUAUGUGACCGGUAUGGGGAGUCAUCUAGUAUGACUGUCACUUCGGUCUCUUUUGUCUCUCUUGUGUAUACAAGGUCAUGUAAAAAUAGUGAAGAUGUUGUUAGACAACGGAUUAGAUUAUGCUACAUGUAUUCCAACAUUAAAAAUCCAUAUUAUACUGCUGUAUAGAUGUAUUCUAACAUUAUACAGCAAAAUAUAUGAUACUGUUGUAUAGAUGUUUUCUGACUUUAAAAAGCCAUAUUAUACUUCUAUAUAUAUGUAUUCUGACAUUAUAAAGCAAUAUGAUACUGUUGUAUAGAUGCAUUCUGACAUUAAAAAGCAUUAAUAUACUGUUUUACAGAUUUGUUCUGACAUUACAAAAAGCCACAUUAUACUGCUAUUUAAAUGUAUUCUGACAUUAUAAAGCAAUAUGCUACUGUUCUAAAAAAAAUUUCUGACAUUAUAAUGCAAUAUGAAACUGUUGGAUAGAUGUAUUCAAACAUUUUAAAGCAAAACGAUUCACCUGUAAAGAUGUUUUAUGACAUUUAAAUGCAAUACAAUACUGUUGCAUAGAUGUAUUAUGACAUUACAAGACAAUAUUCUACAGUGGUAACAUUAUAGAGAAAUGUUAUACUGAUGGAACAUAUACCACUAUCAAAAGAUAUAAUAUCGUUCCAUAAGGAUCUGCUACUUAUGUAAACAUAUCUUUCUAUUAUUGUUGUGAAUAUGUCUGAACUAUAGUUGUAUAAAUAUGGAUGUGUUAUUGUUGUAAAUA
Messenger RNA from Mytilus californianus (California mussel), 2547 nucleotides. RefSeq names its product ankyrin repeat and KH domain-containing protein 1-like. The transcript has a single exon. The coding region runs from base 70 to 1500 and encodes 476 amino acids. The record is from RefSeq and is a predicted model, not a curated record. Lineage: Eukaryota; Metazoa; Mollusca; Bivalvia; Mytilida; Mytilidae. Gene Ontology annotation, molecular function: protein binding.